Sphaerulina musiva SO2202 is the source of this 909-nucleotide messenger RNA. RefSeq lists its product as uncharacterized. The transcript has 5 exons. NCBI's taxonomy places the organism in Eukaryota, Fungi, Ascomycota, Dothideomycetes, Mycosphaerellales, Mycosphaerellaceae. The record is from RefSeq and is a predicted model, not a curated record. The coding region runs from base 1 to 909 and encodes 302 amino acids.
AUGGCUGUCACCGCGGUAUUGCCUGGCGUCACUAUCAGCGUCGUCGCCGAAGACAGGGUCUUGCAGGAGUACCCGGACGUGGAAGUCAAGGACAACAAGAAGACGACGACUCGAUAUAUUGAGGCUGUCUCCGGACAGACAUUCAGUUUGGAGUUUGAAGUCACGAAGGAGACUCCCAUGCUCGGCACAUAUCUCGCCUUCCACGUCUUUGUAGAUGGCACUGAGGUCGAUGAGCUUGGACUGGACACCGGUUACAUUCGCUUGUACGGAGACAAAGGCAUAAGUCAGGGACGCUACUUGCAUGGAGGUCUACUACAGAGAUACUGCUUCACCGACCUCAACAUAGUAGAUCACAACGACCAUGUCAGCCAGGAUUUGAUGUCCAAGCUGAAAGAGCUUGGGACCAUAAGAAUCGAGGUUCAUCACAAGAAUAGGUCGUCCGUCCAUCUGCCGAGCGCCGGGUUCGACACGCUGUUACCCGCAACUGGCGCUGUUUCAGAGAAAGCUCUCAAAGGACAAUCAGUCAUGCAGGCUCGAUCUGUGGAGCACAUGAUGUCGCAUUCGGGAGCGCCUUCUUUGUUGAUCCCUCCAGGACACCAGCAGCAACGUUCCUCUUCUGCUACCGGCCGCGAGGUUGAGCUGAAGGAAGAGAUCAAAGUCAAACGAGAACAGAAAUCGGCCUCACCACCUCGCCGUUACGAAGAGUUUGAAGUCGGAACAGCCGAGAUGAAACUGAAGAUCAAAUUCAAACGAGAAGAGAAGGUGAACUCGCCACCUCGCCGGAAAGCCCGUCGUGGCACUCAUGUGACUGUGAUCGAGCUUGACGAUGAUGGCGAAAUAGUCAGCGAAACGACGCGGCCGAGGAAUGCGCCCAUAGACAUGUCAAAGUCCGUACCACUGGAGGAGUGA